AACAUGAAUUUCAUCAAGACUGUUUCACCCCCGCUCCGCCGUGCAACCGCUUUCACACCCUGAGUGGCGAGUGCGUUGGUUGGAGACUGAAGAGCCAAACUGCACACGGAAACAGUGCAUAGCGCACCGAAUUCGGAUCCCAGUGCAUCCUACGUAGCUAACGCAGUUCAAAUAUAUCACUGUGUAGAAUAUAAUCAGUACAUUUCUGGGGGAACACUUUACUCUUUAUAAACGAAUUGGACUGUUGUUAUAACGAUCUUCUGGAUAAAGACUAUAACUACUGGGUAUUGCACUGACUGGCGGCCAGUGCAUUUCCCCCCAUCCUCAAGAUGCAUAUGAAUAGCUUAUUAAAUCAAUGGACAGACAUCACUCCCCACUCCAGGAUGUGUGACUGUGACGUGGAUGUGUCCUCAGAGCCCACCAGCCCCAGGCUCUAUGGUGAGUCCUCUGACAAAUACUACCAUGUGGACCGCUGGCAGAAGCUCCGCACCGCCGUCCGCAAGCUGGAGUUCUGGGAGAACUUCACCGCCGAGCUCAUCGGGAGUGGCUUCUUCUCCAAAGUCUACAAGGUGAUUCAUAGUACGAGCCAUAAGGUGAUGGUGGUGAAGAUCUAUAAGAAUGAUGUGGACCAGGAUAGCAUCGUGCGUGAGAUCAGCCUACUGCAGAAGCUCUCCCAUCCCAACAUAGUCAGGUAUCUGGGGAUAUGUGUGAAGGAAGAUAAACUCUACCCUAUUUUAGAGUAUGUUAGUGGAGGAUGUCUGGAGGAACUGUUGGCCAGGAAGGAUGUGUCUCUGUGCUGGAGGGAGAAGGUGGACCUGGCCUGUGACAUCACCAGAGGAAUGAUCUACCUGCAUUACAAGAACAUCUACCACAGGGACCUCAACUCAAAGAACUGUCUGAUCCGUGUGACAGCGCGGGGCAGGGAGGCCCUAGUCACAGACUUUGGCCUGGCCAGAGAGGUGGUGGAGCUGCCGGUUAAAGACCCGGAGAGGAAGCUCUCCCUGGUGGGAUCUGCCUUCUGGAUGGCCCCGGAGAUGCUGCGUGGGGAACCCUACGAUCGCAAGGUGGAUGUAUUUUCCUUUGGAAUUAUGCUCUGUGAAAUACUGGCAAGGAUCCCUGCAGACCCAGAGAUUCUACCAAGAACCCAGGACUAUGGCCUGGAUGUGAGUGCAUUUAGGGAGCUGGUGGGCGGGUGUCCUCAGCGGGUGUUGGAGCUGGCAGCCAGCUGCUGUCUGAUGGAGUCCUUCAGGAGACCAGCAUUCACAGAGCUGCUGGAUGAACUGGGGGAGAUUGCUGAGACUCUGGAACCGCCCCCUAACCCGCCCCCUAACUCAGAGCUGACUACUGGGUGAGCUGCCUAGGUUGGCCGAAGCCCCACCCA
Molecule: messenger RNA, 1381 nt
Organism: Oncorhynchus keta (chum salmon)
Lineage: Eukaryota; Metazoa; Chordata; Actinopteri; Salmoniformes; Salmonidae
Product: dual specificity testis-specific protein kinase 1-like
Exons: 10
Coding region: 330-1352 (340 amino acids)
Biological process (GO): protein phosphorylation; actin cytoskeleton organization
Cellular component (GO): cytoplasm; nucleus
Molecular function (GO): protein serine/threonine kinase activity; ATP binding
Source: RefSeq, a predicted model, not a curated record